AGUCACUGCAAAGGGACCAUCAUGGCAAGUGAUGUUUGCAGCCAUGUGAAGGUGGUUGUUCGAGUGAGACCAACCAGUGACCGUGAGAAGCGUGAAAACUGUCGAAAUGUGGUCCAGGUUGUUGAUAACCACAUGCUCAUAUUUGACCCCAAGGAAGAGAGCGCAUCAUGUUUUGGGUCACAAAGAGUACGAAACCGGAACAUCAACAAGAAGGCUAACAAAGACCUCAAGUUUGUUUUUGACCAUGUGUUCGGCGAGGACUCUACUCAAGUUGAUAUCUUUGAGAAUACCACUAAAGUAGUGUUGGACGGUGUGAUGAAUGGAUUCAACAGCACAGUGUUUGCAUACGGUGCUACUGGAGCAGGCAAGACACAUACUAUGUUAGGCUCACAAAAUGACCCUGGGGUCAUGUACCGCACCAUGAAGGACCUGUUUCAACGCAUGGAUGAUGCCAAGGAGGAGAAAGAGUUUGCUGUUGCAUUCUCAUAUCUUGAGGUGUAUAACGAACAGAUCCGAGACUUGUUGGCUAAUGUGGGUCCUCUUGCAGUUAGAGAGGACAGUUCUAAAGGAGUGGUUGUUCAGGGCCUCACACUGCAUCAGCCUAAAUCUGCAGAGCACAUUCUUGAGGCUUUAGAUUCUGGCAACCGCAACAGGACCCAGCACCCCACUGACAUGAAUGCUACCUCUUCCCGGUCCCAUGCUGUAUUUCAGGUAUAUUUGAGACAGAAGGACAAAAUCGCCAGCCUCAAUCCUAAUGUCUGCGUUGCCAAAAUGAGCCUGAUUGAUCUGGCAGGCUCAGAGAGAGCAAGUGCCACCAACGCCAAAGGGGCUCGUUUACGGGAAGGUGCUAACAUCAACCGCUCACUCCUUGCCCUAGGAAAUGUUAUCAAUGCUCUUGCUGACCCAAAGAGUAAGAAAACCCAUAUACCCUACAGGGACAGCAAGCUGACACGACUACUCAAAGACUCAUUGGGAGGCAACUGCAGGACGGUUAUGAUUGCCAAUGUUAGCCCCUCAUCUAAUACAUAUGAUGACACCCACAACACUCUUAAAUAUGCCAACAGGGCCAAGGAGAUCAAGUCCUCGCUUAAGAGUAAUGUUGUAAGCCUGGACAGUCACAUUGGCCAGUAUGCAGUGAUAUGUGAGAAACAACGGCUAGAGAUUCUACAGCUGAAGGAGAAACUAAAAGCAUACGAGGAGAAGAACAUGGUGCCUGGGGCUUUUGACGUGAUCUCUUCCCAGAAACAAGCAGAGUUCAAAAGGGUGUCAGAAGCUCUGCAGCGAAUCUUCUCGAGCCGGGCCCAAAUCAGGAGAGAACAGCUGGAUCUGGAGAGACAACUGAAGGAGAAUGAGCUGCGCCAGCGCUACAGCGAGGAGGACAACCUGCAGGUCCAAUACUUCUGUGCCAAAGAAAAGACUGAGAAGGCCACUUGUAAGCACGAGCGGAAGAUCGCCAGCUUACGCGCUCAGCAGCAGCACAUUUGCAAACGUUUGAAGGAGGCAGAAACACAAUUCCUGGAUAAUGAUGGCUGGCUUCAUCGGGUUGAAAAUGAGAUCAAGCUGCUGAAGUCAAAUGAUCAGACCUCAGAGGUGUUAGAAAAGGACCUACGUUGCCACAGACUGGGGCUGCAGGUGAAUGAUCUCGAACAACACAUCAAGCAGAUGGUCAAGCUCAUAGCACUGCAGGACCAGGAGAACAAGCGCAUGCAGAAAAUGGUGAACGUCUUGUUGCCAGCGUAUAGUCGAAAGUACUCUGCAUUGCGUGGUGCCGGGCUGGUGACAGCGGCGGAUGAGAUGGAGAACCAUGAACUAGAGCACCUUGUGUUGAGGGAGAGAGGCGUGGUCUGGGCAGACCAGGAAGGGGUAGGGCAGCAGCUGAAAGGUGAAGGGAUUCAAGAGGAAUCACGGGAGACAAAUGAGGCAGGAAGCGCUGGGCUGCGCAGCGAGUUGGCGCCUGUCUUGUCAUUCUCACAUCUGCUAUACCACCAGAGUAGCCCCUGCAGUGCGGAGGGGCGCACAAAAAGAGCAUCAUUGUGCAAUGCUGCUCCAUCACCAAACGGCUGUGCAAAUCAGACGGAUAUGAAACAGGAACCACGUCCCAGAAUGCCCAUCAGGAGAAAUCUGUGUGCGUCACUCCCACCGCAAAGCCCCCAGGCCAUCGUCAAAGCCCAAGUCUUUGAGGAGGGCAUGUUCCCACUUCAGUGCACACCAGAACCUGCUCAAAAAACUCUUCAAGCCCUGCGACUGGGCUCCUCCAGCCCCAUUGAUCCCAACAUGACCUUUGAAGUUCUGGAAAAUGAUGGUCAAACUGCAAGUAAUGCAACCAUCAUAAUAGGCAGCGGUAGUCCUUGUCAAGCAUCAAAGUCCACUGACUUCUCAGGUCCCAGUCAACUAUUCCAUCCUCCCAAGGCCAAUGAGGGGGCCCAAAUUCCUACCAAAAGACAACAGAUUCCGUCUUUACAAGACGUGAGACGAGCCCAUCCGACUUACAUGGACAUGACGUCUGCUGCACAAGGAAAACGUAAAUUUAACCGCAGCAUCCGAGAAGAGUUAACACAGGAUCUCUCUGCACCAAAACGUAUAAAGAAAGACCCCUCGGUGUCACGGAGACCGCUCAGAGUGCAUCGUUUUGCUGGUUCAGAGGAGAAUAAGCCUCGAAGAGUUGUGAGGAGCAUUUCUGAAGGAAACCUCAGCCUGCUUGAACCUCAGAAAUCCAAAUCCAUUUUCUAUAAAACAUCCCAACAGUUAAAACGAGUGGCCAAACGAAUGUAAAGCAAAAAUCGGACCAUUUCGCCCUUAUGAACAUUUACACUCCCCUUUCCAUCCGUAUUCAUCUUUUCAAAAUAUUUUCUCAAACCCUAAAACAAAAACAGUGGUCCAUUGUGUAGUUUUUCCAACACAAAUGCUAAAGUAAUGAGAUGAAAUGUAAUAUAAUUACAUUAUUUAGUUUUGCUCUUUGAUUAAGCCUUACACUGCAGUGAAAUUGUACUUACACAUUGUAUAUAAACAUUGUAAAGUUAUUGGUCAUCAGUUUAGAUUCUUGUGAUUGUUUAAGAGCCAAUUUCUGGCAUUUCUAAUCCUUCCUUUAGAUUUGACGAUAUUUUAAAGCUCAUGUACACACUAACACCAAGAAAUAAAACACGUCCUGUCCCCUGUGUUUUACGUACGUUAUGUACUUUGAACUAUUCUAUUAACCAAUGAUCAGUCUGGUCGGUGAACAGUCCUAGGGCAGCUAAUCUCAGAGGUAGACUACCUGAAAUGGAAGUACGGCACAAAAAACAUCGUGCUUUUAUUUUAUUAUUUUAAUUUUUAUUCUCAUUUCUCUUGUACAGUUAAUAACAUAGGGGUUGUAGAUAUUUCAUAAUAAAACUGCUUUUUCCAUUGGUUUUAUUGAUAAAUAAAUGUCUUUCCAAAAUGUAA
Molecule: messenger RNA, 3420 nt
Organism: Morone saxatilis (striped sea-bass)
Lineage: Eukaryota; Metazoa; Chordata; Actinopteri; Moronidae
Gene: kif18a
Product: kinesin family member 18A
Exons: 17
Coding region: 22-2772 (916 amino acids)
Biological process (GO): microtubule-based movement; mitotic spindle organization
Molecular function (GO): microtubule motor activity; microtubule binding; ATP binding
Source: RefSeq, a predicted model, not a curated record